GCACGUAGCGAGGGCGAUCCGGUGCCGUAAGGCGAGGCGAAAGGAAGGUCGUGGAGGGUGCCCGCCAAAGGAGGACCAAGGGUUGUCGCCAAGGGGGGACGCCGGACCGAGUCGCCGGCGAACUUAGGCAGCGGCAAGCCCAGACGGAAGACAUGAGCAAGCGAGGCCGCACUACUGGUCUGGUGGCACGAACCACCGUGGUGGACUCUGCAUUGCUUGAGUUCACAGUAAACUACGAGCAAACCAAGCACUUAGCCAUCGGCAAGUCCGUCCACUCCGACUACAUCUCCGCCGGUGGGCACGACUGGAAGAUACAUUGCUACCCGCGUGGGUGGGUGAAGGCCAACAAUGGCAAGUAUCUCUCUAUCUACCUCUACUGCAGGGAACCCGUAACUACUGUCAGGGCCAUAUUCAAGGCCAAUGUGAUGGGCAGGCAUGGCAAACCAUCUCCGAUAGCAGCAACGUCAUCAGUUUUUGUGUAUAGUAGCAAGGACGAGAUACUAUGGCAUGGGUGGUCUAGGUUCGUCAAGCGAGUAGAUUUGGAGGCAAAAUGUGUGAUUGAAGGCCGAGUCACAUUCCUCUGCCACAUCUUGGUUAUGCGUGACGACCCAAUCCCCGUGCCACCCCCAAAAAUAGGAAGUCAUCUUAACAGCCUAAUCAAUGGAAUGGACAUGGACGGGACAGAUGUGUCAUUCACCACCAAUGGUGAGACAUUCCAUGCGCAUCGAGCAGUGCUUGCUGCCCGUUCUCCGGUUUUCAGAGCCAAGUUCUUCGGCCCGGAGGCUGGGGCCACAUCUUCAAACAUCGUCUUGGACGACAUCGAGCCCGCGACGUUCAAAGUUUUGCUUAAGUUCAUGUACACCGAUGCCUUGCCUGGAGAUGACAGGGUUGGGCGCUCUCCACCGAUUGAGACGUUUCAUCAUCUGCUUGCCGCGGCGGACAAGUACGCACUGCAUAGGUUGAAGCUUAUCUGCGCCCGAAAGUUAGGGGAGAAUGUGUCACUAGAUUCCAUUGCAACUACUCUAGAUUUGGCAGAGACGAACAGCUGCCUGGAGUUGAAGACAAAGUGCAUUGACUUAUUAGCAGCUGACAAAGAUUUCAACAAGGUUGUGUUAACUGAAAGUUUUGUGCUCUUGGGCCAAAAAUUUCCGGCGCUUAUUGCUGAGUUGAGAGAGAGGGUUGAGGCAUAACAUGGAGAAUUUUUCAUGCCUAGACAUCGAAGUACUUGUA
Triticum dicoccoides is the source of this 1230-nucleotide messenger RNA. Its product is annotated as BTB/POZ and MATH domain-containing protein 1-like. Gene Ontology annotation, biological process: protein ubiquitination. The record is from RefSeq and is a predicted model, not a curated record. The transcript is spliced from 2 exons. Gene Ontology annotation, molecular function: protein binding. Bases 153 to 1190 code for a protein of 345 amino acids. NCBI's taxonomy places the organism in Eukaryota, Viridiplantae, Streptophyta, Magnoliopsida, Poales, Poaceae.